Molecule: messenger RNA, 2493 nt
Organism: Myxocyprinus asiaticus (Chinese sucker)
Lineage: Eukaryota; Metazoa; Chordata; Actinopteri; Cypriniformes; Catostomidae
Product: extracellular calcium-sensing receptor
Exons: 6
Coding region: 22-2493 (823 amino acids)
Biological process (GO): G protein-coupled receptor signaling pathway
Cellular component (GO): membrane
Molecular function (GO): G protein-coupled receptor activity
Source: RefSeq, a predicted model, not a curated record
CAGCUGCUUGGUAAAUUUGAUAUGCCUAAUAUUUUUAAAGCAGGGGACAUCAUGAUCGGAGGAAUUUUUCCUAUUUUUAACAAACAAGAAAAUGUUAUUGCCUCAUUUGAGAGAAAAAUGCCAAGGGCGAAUUGUAAGGGAUUUGACCUACGUGCCUUCCGUUGGAUUCAGGUCAUGAUGUUUGCAAUAGAUGAGAUAAACCAAGAUGAGUUUUUGCUUCCUAACAUUUCUUUAGGCUAUAAAAUAAUGGACUCUUGUGCUUCUCCCACUAAUGCUUUACAUGCGGCUCUUACACUGGCAAGUGAGCAGAAGGGAGAUGACUCUACAACUCAAUGUCACCUCCCUUUAACAGCUCUUGUAGCUGAAUCAGGAUCAUCACAGUCCUUAGCGGUAGCCGGAAUGCUUGGACCAUUCAGAGUUCCAAUGGUAAGUUACUUUUCAACAUGUGCAUGCUUGAGUGACAGAAAAAAAUAUCCGUCAUUUUUUCGUACAAUACCGAGUGAUUACUACCAAGCAAAGGCCUUGGCCGCUAUUGUUAAACUAUAUGGAUGGACCUGGAUUGGAGCUUUACAGUCUGACAAUGAUUAUGGAAGAAAUGGGAUUUCAGCCUUCACAAAGGAAGUUGAAAAAAUGGGAGUCUGCAUUGCAUUUGUUGGCACAAUUUUGAGGACAUAUCCACAGAGUAAAAUCCUUGAAGUUGUUGAAUUAAUAAAACAAUCUACCGUAAAAGUGAUCCUGGCAUUUGUGCCAGAAGGAGAUCUGCAUCCUCUAAUGAUAGAAGUUGUGGCACAAAACAUCACAGGAAUCCAGUGGAUUGCAAGUGAAGCCUGGGUAACUGCAGCAAGACCCUCUACCCCUGAAAUGUUCAAGUCAUUUGGAGGCACGGUUGGAUUUGUGGUACGAAAGAUGGCUAUGCCCAAACUAGGACCCUUCCUAAAAAACAUCAGUCCUUACUCUAACUCACAAUCUGCUUUUAUCGGCGACUUCUGGGAAAUAAUGGUUGGCUGUAGACCUUGUCUUAAAUGUGCGCUGCAGUCUGCAAAUGUCACACACAACAGCCAAGAUUGCACAGGAGAAGAAAAACUUAAUUUCACAGACAAAUUCUUUGAUGUAACACAAGUUAGAGUAACAUAUAAUGUCUAUCAAGCGGUGUAUGCAAUUGCACAUGCCCUUCAUGAAUUGCUAUUUUGCAAAAUGGAUACAAAUUAUGUCUUAAGACAGUGUCUGAAUGUAUCACAGAUAACUCCUAAAAUGGUCAGUCAUCACUUGCAGAGGGUGAAUUUUGUGGAUGGAUAUGGAGAAAAUGUGUUCUUUGAUGAGAAUGGAGACCCACCUGCAUCAUAUGAGGUCAUAAACUGGCAGUUAAGAGAUGGAGAGGUGCAACAUGUAGCAGUGGGCUAUUUCAGCACAUCCACAGAUGGAACAUACAAACUUACAAUAAAAGAGGAUGACAUCCACUGGAACACAGGAAAUACGAUACCGAAAGCAGUGUGCUCAGACACCUGCCCAAGUGGUACAAGAAAAGCACAAAUCAAAGGACAGCCGGUGUGCUGCUUUGACUGCAUCCCAUGUGCUGACGGAGCAGCAGACUGCAUUCUUUGCCCUGAAGAAUACUGGUCAAAUGAGAAACGAGACACAUGUGUCAUGAAAAUUACAGAGUUUCUGUCUUAUACCGAAACAAUGGGGAUCAUUCUGACUGCACUAUCACUAUUUGGAGCCAUUCUUACUUUAGCCAUUAUGAUUGUCUUCAUACGCUUUAGAGAAACACCUAUAGUGAAAGCUAACAAUUCAGAGCUGAGCUCACUUUUACUUUUGUCUUUGUUGUUGUGCUUUCUUUGCCCUCUUACAUUCAUUGGGGAGCCAACAGUCUGGUCAUGUAUGCUCCGUCAUACGGCAUUUGGGGUCACUUUUGCUCUCUGCAUUUCUUGUGUUUUGGGGAAAACCAUAGUAGUUGUCACUGCUUUCAGAGCCACAUUGCCAGGAAAUAAUAUGGCUGGAAAGUUUGGGCCAGUUCAACAAAGAAUCAUUGUGUUCUCAUGCACUGCAAUUCAAGUAGUCAUCUGUAUACUAUGGCUCAAAAUAAACCCACCAUUUCCUAAUAAAGUUCUUAAGUAUAACAAUAAAAAGAUUAUUUUAGAAUGUAACACAGGCUCGGAUGCUGGAUUUUAUGCAGUUUUGGGAUACAUUGGCCUUCUCUCAGCAAUCUGUUUGGUUCUGGCCUUUUUGGCCAGAAAACUACCUGAUAAUUUUAACGAGGCCAAAUUCAUCUCGUUCAGUAUGCUCAUAUUUUGUGCUGUUUGGGUAACAUUUAUACCCGCUUAUAUCAGUUCACCUGGUAAGUACACAGUUGCAGUAGAGAUUUUUGCAAUUUUGUCAUCUGCCUUUGGCUUAUUGUUGAGUAUAUUUGUGCCGAAAUGUUACAUUAUUCUCAUAAAACCAGAAAGGAACACUAAAAAACACAUGAUGGGAAAAUGUCAAAAGGCUAUUCAUUGA